GAUACGCCUCUUACCGGGAGCAUGAUUUUAUUGAUUCGAGAGCCUCGUUUCCGAACCGGUUUCGUGCCACUUAGCCGCGCUGGAGAUCGUCGGUUAUUUUUUUGUUGUUCUUGCCUGUGAUCGCGUGUAAACUUUAUUUAGGGAUAUAUAAAAACGAUCAACGACGAUAUUGUAACACGGAUUUCAUCCGUGAGAGGCUGCACAUCACUGAAGUUAGAACAGGAUCCCGGAACAGAUGCUAAUGGCGUCGCGCGCUACGUUCAGAAACAAUAUACCCGGAGACAAGGCGAAGAGAUGAGACCAUAGAGCAAAGAAGUCUAUCAUCCAUCUGGACCAGUAAGCAUCCGAAUCGACUUCAGUAUGCCGUUCACGGCGGACGCGGCGGCUAGCCAGAUCCAGGAGAGGCUGAAGAACCUGUACCACCUGGUGCACGAGAUCGAGUCGCAGCGUGUCCGGUCGGAGCACAAUUUGAACAACAUCAUCAAGACCUACGACAAGGUGACGCCGGAGGACAAGGUGUCCCCCUACUACCAGCAGAAGCUGAAGAACCUGUACAGCGCGGCGGUAGGGGACGCCCAGCAGGAGGAGGAGAUCCUGCGGAAGGCUUUGGGGAAGAUCAACGAAAUCCGCGCGAUCAGGAACGAGCGUCGCAUACAGGCCCGCAACGCCGGCAAUAAAGAAACGAUCAGACGGGGCGCGCUGAUGAAGAUGCUCUCGAGCACGGCGCAGACCCUGCCGCUCUACGUGGGGAAGACACCGGGGGCGAAACCGCCGCCCCUAUGCGGCGCGGUUCCCGCGGAGCUGACGUACAUCGCGAAGAUGGGCGACAUGGUCGCGGCUCUGGUGAAGGGCUCCGAAGAAGAGGAGAACUGGAUUCUGGCGGAGGUGGUGCAGUUCAAUCCGACGACGAACAAGUACGAGGUGGACGACAUCGACGAGGAGCAGAAGGACAGGCACACGCUGUCCAGGCGAAGAGUGGUGCCGUUGCCGUUGAUGAGGGCCAACCCGGAGACCGAUCCCCACGCCCUCUUCCCGAAAGGGUCGAUCGUGAUGGCGCUGUACCCUCAGACGACCUGCUUCUACAAGGCGGUGGUGAACCAGCUGCCGACCACCGCCACGGAGGAGUACGAGGUCCUCUUCGAAGACGCGACCUACUCGGACGGGUUCUCGCCGCCGUUGAACGUCGCCCAGCGUUACGUGAUCUCCAUCAAGGAGAGCAAGAAGAACAAGAGCCAGUGUUGAGCGCGAGGCCGACAGGAGGUGGAAGUAUUAUCGCGCGUAUCAUCGUGCGAUCCGCGCGCGCACGUUACCGCUAGUACCUUUUAUACGAACGGAGAUGUUUUAUGGAAAUAAAGUUCAUUGAUUUUAAA
Molecule: messenger RNA, 1370 nt
Organism: Megalopta genalis
Lineage: Eukaryota; Metazoa; Arthropoda; Insecta; Hymenoptera; Halictidae
Gene: Sgf29
Product: SAGA-associated factor 29
Cellular component (GO): SAGA complex
Source: RefSeq, a predicted model, not a curated record